AGUGAGCUCCAAAUGUGAAUGACUUCCUCCAUUGUGCCUCACACCUUUGAGACCUUUGAGAGGACCUUGGCCUCUUUUUUUUUUGAAGGACGAGCAAAUGCAUUUACUUUCGUUGAUUGUUUUUUCUGCACAAGUUGGGCUCAUCCUUUGGAGGGGGAAGAUGGACGAUGAGCGACAUGUUAGCGGGCUAAAGUGGCACGUUUGUAUACCUGCCUAAAUGGAUUAUGUGACCCUAAACUUUCUCACUGAGGUGUGCAAAACAGAGAGAAGGGUAAGAACUGCAACUUGACUCAACUCAAAAUUGAGCUUUAUAAAGUUGACUACCAGCAGUACUAUUACUACUACUACUAUUACUACUACUAUUACUACUACUACUACUAUGACUACUACUACUACCACUACUAUAACUACUAUUUGCAGUAUUCUACACUGUGCUAAAUGGCUGCGGGUUAAACGGCCUGACGCAUUUUUGCAGCGGCGAGCUCAAAACAAGAGUCUGAGUUAAGUUGUCAUCGCGUCACAUGACUCUGCUGUGACUCAGGGGGCCACAGCAUGGGUAACUCCUCCGGGAAGGGCGAGGGAGAUGAGGAGGAAGAGGAGGAGGAGAAAGACGGCGACGAGGUAGAAAUUGUGCAGAAGAAGAAGAAGAAGAAACAAGAAGAGGUGGUUGAAGAGGAGCUUCCGCUGGGGGUGGAGGAGUUGUUGGAGAGUGGAGAUCCAGUCUUGGACCUUAGCUACCGUCGAUUUAAGCGUUUACCUGCACGCCUUUGUGGACUAACGCAUGUGGAGAAGAUCUACGCUUGUGGAAACAGCCUACGGGCUCUCCCUGAAGGCAUAGAUCAGCUACAAGGUCUGCGGAUCCUUGCCCUGGACUUCAACAAGAUGGAGGAUGUUCCUCUCGCCGUCUGCCAGCUGGCCAACCUCACCCGCCUCUACCUGGGCAGCAACCGCCUGAUGACGCUCCCGCCCGAGCUGAAGAACCUGCAGAGUCUGCGCUGCCUGUGGGUGGAGAGCAACUACUUCCAGUGGUUCCCCAAGGAGCUGUACGAUCUCCCCAACCUUAGGUCCCUGCAAAUGGGUGACAACCGCCUGAAGACGCUCCCUCCCGACCUGACCCGCAUGGAGACUUUGAAGGGGCUGUGGCUCUACGGGAAUCGCUUCCAGACCUUCCCCAAAGUCCUCCUGAGCAUGCACGGCUUGGAGAUCCUUGACCUGGACCGCAACAAGAUCACCGAAUUCCCCAGCCUGAAGCGCCUCAGAUCCCUCCGCCUCUUCUCCUAUGACCACAACCCCGUCACAGAGCCUCCGACCGUGGGUGAGGAAGUGUUAGUAGUCGGCGAAGGUGCGGCGGAGUUCUUGGAGGAGCGCGAGGCCAGGAAUGAGAGGCGGCGGAAGGCUGAGGAGGAAGAGGCUGGGGAGUCGGCCCUCGGGGGAGAAGAGCCUAUCAUCCAAGGCAUCUUGAAGAACUGCAGAUCCAACAUGACUCCGAGCGAGGCGGACUUCAAGGACGAGGAAGACGUCGACUCUCCUAUGGCGGACUUGGAGUACGACGAUGAGGCAUUUGAGUACGAGACGGAGGAGCUGAUCUGCGAGGGAGAGGGCUUUGAGUACGAGGGAGAGGAGCUGGAGUAUGACAGGGCUCACAUGGACUAUGAGUAUGAGGAGGAGAUGAAGGAGAAGGCCUGAGAUUAUCUGCAGUCGGGUGGCCCACAGGAGACAUAUUUCUUAUCUUCAUCCCUGCUGCUAAUUUAAAAAUGUUCAUUAACUGUGAAAAUAAAAACUUUCAUCUCGGUCUACUGUCAAUCAGAGGUAUAAUCAAACAAGGUUUGUGUGUGUGAGGACAGUAUUAUUAAAU
Molecule: messenger RNA, 1855 nt
Organism: Entelurus aequoreus (snake pipefish)
Lineage: Eukaryota; Metazoa; Chordata; Actinopteri; Syngnathiformes; Syngnathidae
Product: leucine-rich repeat-containing protein 10B
Exons: 1
Coding region: 553-1686 (377 amino acids)
Molecular function (GO): protein binding
Source: RefSeq, a predicted model, not a curated record